CUGCUAGUCAAAACCAGAAUGUACUAAUAAUCUUCAACAAGAUGAUGCUAAUUAACCUGCAAAGUGCAUCCAAAACCACAAAGAUACGAGGAAUCUGUGUGUUUAUUGUUGUAUCCUUGUAAAAUUGGCCUGCACUAGAAAGUCAAAGGACCAGAGAUAUUGCUGAGAGCCUCAGAGAAAGUGCCCUCCCAUGUUCCUUCCUCUUUCUUCUUAUAUCCAACUGUCCAGGCAAUCAAUCAGUAUUCACAAGACUAUAAUAGAAUAUUGAAAUUUAAAAUCAAAAAUUUUAAAACAAAAUUUUAUCCUAUGUGUGUUUUUGUGAGAUCAAUAAGGCAUAAUAAGUAUCAAAAACUAUCACGAUCAAGCAGAUUUAAUCAAGAGACGACACUUACUUAAAAGCACAGCUUCACAACGUGAAGGUCUCAACUCCACAUUUUUGCACCCAUCAAAAAUCAAAAUCAACACACAUGGAAGCACGAACAUUCUCCAUAUAUAUACACAUAACACACAAACAAACGUGUAUUCACAUUCACAUACUCAUCCCUUAAACACCAAAACCCUAAAAAAAUGGGAAACUCUUUGAGAUGCAUCUCGCAAGACCAAGAACAGAACCAGAAGAAACCCACCGUCGUCAACGGAGGAGGAGAGAGUAGCAACUCCGAGAAACACGUGCGUAGGCUGUCGCUGAUACCAUCUUUCCGGCGCCGGACAUUACUACCAUCCCUCUCAUGCGCCGGAUCAUCAACGUCUGGAUCGUCCACGUCGAAGAAAGGAGGUGUCAAGACGAAGAAGAAGAUCAGAGAAAGACACCACCAAGAGCAUCAUCACCAUGAUAACGAGAAAGACUCUCGUAUCCAAGAACAAACCUUAGCUGCUACAAAUGUACUCUUUAGCCAGACGCCUCGUAACAGCAACUCUGCUCCUCCUUUCCGACGGUCCACCUCCGUCGUCUAUCCAUCCUCUCAGCCACCUCCCUCCGCCGUGGCCGCCGUCACAGGUUCUGUUUCUGGCGUCCUGACUCCUAAAAAGUCUACUUGUGGAUUCGUGAGGAGUUCCAGCAAUAGGCAGAGAUCAAGCACUGAUCCUGUUCUCAAACCCAAUCAGCUUCUAGACAAGGAGCUGAAGGUGGAAGGUGCAGACACGAAGCGGUUCGUGCUGGUUCAUGGAGGAGGGUUUGGGGCGUGGUGUUGGUACAAAACCAUAACACUCUUAGAGAAACAUGGCUUCCAAGUGGACGCCGUUGACUUGACCGGUUCUGGUGUCAGUUCCUUCGACACCAACAACAUCACCAGCCUCGCUCAGUAUGUCAAACCCCUCCUCCACUUCUUCGACACCUUGAAACCCACAGAAAAGGUGAUUUUAGUGGGACAUGAUUUUGGAGGAGCGUGUAUGUCGUAUGCCAUGGAGAUGUUCCCUUCUAAGAUCUCUAAGGCUGUUUUCAUCUCUGCUGCUAUGUUGGCUAAUGGCCAAAGCACCCUUGAUCUCUUCAAUCAACAGCCUGAGUCAAGUCAUGAUCUGAUGGAACAAGUCCAUCUAUUCUUGUACGCCAACGGCAAAAAGAGCUCGCCAACAGCCGUUGAUUUCGAUAGAUCUUUGCUUAGGGAUUUUUUCUUUAAUCAGAGCCCUCCAAAGGAUGUUGCAUUGGCGUCGGUGUCCAUGAGACCGAUCCCGUUCGCACCGGUAAUCGAGAAGCUCCACGUGUCGGAGAAGAAUUACGGUUCAAUCCGACGGUUCUACAUCAAAACCAUGGAAGAUGAUUACGCUGUACCGGUUUGUCUCCAAGACGCGAUGAUCAAAUCAAACCCUCCAGAGCAAGUCUUCCAGCUCAAAGGAUCCGAUCACGCUCCAUUUUUCUCUCGUCCUCAGUCCUUGAACCGAAUACUCGUCGAGAUUUCUCAAAUUCCUUCCAAGAAAUCUUCCUAAACAUGUAACCGGUUAUGUCAAAACCAAACCGUACCGGACAUAGGAUCCCGUAAACGUAAAGCUAGAGAUUGUCGGAUUUGAUUUCUUGGAGUUUGCUGCAGAGAUAUGAACAUCCCAUUUGCUAUCCUUUUUCAUUAUUUGUAACUUUUCUAUCAAACAGUAACCUUUAUUAUAAAAUUUUGAUUAAUUAAUGCAAAAUAUCAGAAAAGUGAAAUUAAUUAGUGGAGUACGAUAUUUAAAGAACAAAACGACACGGAUUUAGACAGUGAUUGUUCUGUAAAAUUGACGUGCCAGCUAACCGUUACUUUAAAAAAAAAAAUUGUUAUUUUCCUUUGCUAAAUUCGUUCUUGUCUUUUAAAAUACAUGGAUAGAUCUUGCUAAUAGAUUCUUGAAGUAAAAGUGAGGGAUAGAAAUAUCUCACGUUCUCGUUUCAAAAGAGAUCUUUCUAUCAGCUUUUGUGUUGUGUGCCUAUAUAAAUCACAUCACAAGUCACAUGCAUCUUGCUUUCUCUCACUUACUAUUCUUCUUCUCUCCGAUCAUCACCUUGCCGACUCAUAUCAAUUCUUGGAUCUGUUCUUAUCAGAUUCUUCGCAGAGAAGCAAGAUUGAGAGGGAGAGAAUGGGGCGUGGAGUUAGUGCAGGUGGAGGGCAGAGUUCUUUGGGAUAUCUUUUUGGGAGCGGAGAGGCGCCAAAGCCAGCCGUUAACAGUGCCUCAGCUGAAACUCAGCCCCCUCCUCCAUCUACUACACAACCUAAAAC
Messenger RNA from Brassica napus (rape), 2681 nucleotides. RefSeq names its product putative methylesterase 15, chloroplastic. The transcript has 6 exons. The record is from RefSeq and is a predicted model, not a curated record. Bases 568 to 1923 code for a protein of 451 amino acids. Gene Ontology annotation, molecular function: methyl jasmonate esterase activity; methyl indole-3-acetate esterase activity. Lineage: Eukaryota; Viridiplantae; Streptophyta; Magnoliopsida; Brassicales; Brassicaceae.